AUGCAAAAAUAUUUAUUCUUAGCUUCACUUGUGGCCAUUGUUUCAGCUGCUACUGAGACCGCUGCUGAUGAUUCUGCCACCACAGACGCUGCUGAAUACUCCAUCGAUUAUGCUCAAUUAUCUUCACUUUAUGGUGAACUCGCCAACACUCAAUAUCUUUUGUCUGCCUAUUCUGCUGAACUUGAAGCCGUCUACGGAACUACCUGGUCUGAAGCUGCUGCCGCCAUCCUUGCGGAAGCAACAUCUCUGGGAGCAGACCAGUUGGCUCUCGCAUCUUCCUUAGCUGAUGUUUAUGAAUCUUAUGCCUCGACAGCAGUAGAAUCAGGUGCAAUCACUACUCCAGUGGAAUCUACUCUUUCUGAUUUCAGUUCCCAAACUAAUUCAGUAAUUGAAACUGACUCGAGCGCCGAUUCAUCUGCCGCUUCAUCAGGCUCAGCAUCUGAUUCAGCAUCAGACUCUAGUACUGGUACUAGUUCAUCAUCUGGAUCUUCAUCAACUGCUGGCGCUUCUUCAACAGGUUCUUCAUCAUCUGCUGGUGCCCAAGCUAUUGCUGUUGUUCCAUUUGUUGGUACUUUUGCUGCAUUACUUGCUGCAUUAUUCUAA
Molecule: messenger RNA, 603 nt
Organism: Dujonia railenensis
Lineage: Eukaryota; Fungi; Ascomycota; Pichiomycetes; Serinales; Debaryomycetaceae
Source: the annotation of a GenBank genome assembly